UCGGUAGCGGACGUGUUUUUAAGCACAUCUUUGACCAAUCAGCGCAUGGUGUGUGGGAAUGAGAAACAGUAUAAAAUCCUGUGAAUUGAGCACAGAAAUGCAUCAGUCAAAUAGUUUCCAUCAUAAAGAACUGACAUGGCACGUACUAAGCAAACUGCUCGUAAAUCUACAGGAGGAAAGGCACCAAGAAAACAACUUGCAACCAAGGCAGCACGUAAGAGCGCACCAUCCACCGGUGGUGUGAAGAAACCACAUCGUUAUAGACCUGGGACUGUUGCUCUCCGUGAGAUCCGUCGAUACCAGAAGAGCACUGAGCUUCUUAUACGAAAGUUACCAUUCCAGCGUCUUGUCCGUGAAAUCGCUCAAGAUUUUAAAACCGAUCUGCGCUUUCAGAGCGCAGCAAUUGGGGCUCUCCAAGAGGCUAGCGAGGCUUACCUGGUCGGUCUAUUUGAAGACACCAACUUGUGUGCUAUUCAUGCUAAGCGUGUGACAAUCAUGCCGAAGGAUAUCCAGUUGGCUCGGAGAAUCCGUGGAGAACGUGCUUAAGAAGUUCCAACACCCAAACCAAACGGCUCUUUUCAGAGCCAUUACUUAAUUAAAAGGAAUUUGUACAUUUGCCAUUACUAAUUGUUCAGUUUCCAAAAUCUUAAUUUAAGAUACCAAAUCUAAAAGAUGACACGUCAUUAUGACGUAGAUUUAUUAAAGAUUUACAAAGAAUUAUGAAAUGCAGUUUUUGUAGUUGGUGAAGGAUUACGCGCAUUCAGAUGGUAUAGACAGGGAACAGUGAAAUAAUAAUAAUUUUUUUUAAUACUAUUUUGGAUACAUGAUUAACACUCCUAGCGAGUUAUAUCUGCCGACUGUAUUACGAUAAACACAGAGAGGUGCGCAACUCUAGGCUAAACAGAAAAAAGAAUACGCAACAAACGUCCAUGCUAGGUCGCCUGUAAGACUCGGAGCCUCCUAACAGUACUAGGCAAUAUAGA
Anneissia japonica is the source of this 983-nucleotide messenger RNA. Its product is annotated as histone H3.3A. NCBI's taxonomy places the organism in Eukaryota, Metazoa, Echinodermata, Crinoidea, Comatulida, Comatulidae. Gene Ontology annotation, molecular function: DNA binding; protein heterodimerization activity; structural constituent of chromatin. The record is from RefSeq and is a predicted model, not a curated record. The transcript has a single exon. Gene Ontology annotation, cellular component: nucleosome. The coding region runs from base 136 to 546 and encodes 136 amino acids.